Molecule: messenger RNA, 4016 nt
Organism: Micropterus salmoides (largemouth bass)
Lineage: Eukaryota; Metazoa; Chordata; Actinopteri; Centrarchiformes; Centrarchidae
Product: dual specificity protein phosphatase 22-B-like
Exons: 7
Coding region: 916-1491 (191 amino acids)
Biological process (GO): protein dephosphorylation; transforming growth factor beta receptor signaling pathway; positive regulation of JNK cascade
Cellular component (GO): cytosol
Molecular function (GO): protein tyrosine/serine/threonine phosphatase activity
Source: RefSeq, a predicted model, not a curated record
UAAAAGUCCACUGAGCAUCAACACAUGAGUUAAAGCUGCUGAAAACAUGCUUUGAAAUCUGAAGUACUUCUCUAUAAAAGAAAAUAUUCAUCAUUACACGUGCAACAAUCAAAGUUAAAGUUGGAAAAGAACACAUAGUUAUUAUUUAUUAUUAGUGCAGUACUCAAAAGACCCAGCAAAUCUGCUUCAUCCGGACUGUGUAAGACUGGUGUGAUCAGCUGUCAUCGCAUUUUGAUAUUGAAAUAUUGCUAAAUACUGAUUGGUGUGACAUCAGUUGUUUUCUAACCUCUUCCUGCCCACUUCAAACCAUCAAGAAUGAAUCAAUGUGAAAUGAAAAAUACAGAAAAUCCUUAAAUGAAAUAACAGAAACUGCUAUUUUUCAGGGCCUAUACGCUAAAUGGGGAAAUACUUCCAAUCCCUUACACCUCGAGACUAUAGUAUAAUUGAGACUUAUUACAGGUGACAUGUAUUUUGAGUCUCAUCAAGUUCUCCUUGUACGGUAUAAUACCUCUGCAGAUAGUGAUAGCUAGGCGUGACCCGCUGUUGGAUCUGUUGUCAACUGACCGCUGUCCCUCAACCAUCUUUGUCUGGCUGGUAUGUGCCUAUCCACGGUCCCAUGACACACUCCUGGUCUAAAUAUAAAUAUCCAAGCAGGGUGUUCUACUGCUAAGGUCACAUUACGUCAUCCCAAGCAGCAUAUUCUCAAUCAAGUAGCACUCAGGGCAUGUGCUUCGGAUUGUGUCGCAGUCUUUAUUCUAUCCUGGGUCACAUCAGGGGUUGUUUGAAAGUGACAUGACACAGUAACAGCUGGUGAUUGAUUGUCUUCCUGCGGAGAGGGCUCAAGUUUAAAAACCUGGUGAAAAAUCCUUAUUGUGUGCUAAACUUGAUGUGCUUCUCUUGAGACUUUUGGCUGACAUGGGUAAUGGAAUUAACAAGGUCCUGCCUAAUCUUUACCUCGGAAAUAUCAAAGAUGCACGAGACAAGGAGCUUUUGGCACAGCACAACAUCACCCACAUCCUGUCCAUCCAUGACACAGCUGCACCCAUCCUGGAGGACAUGACGUACCUGUGUAUAUCUGCUGCUGACCACUCUAAACAAAACCUGACUCAGUACUUCAGAGACAGCAUCAUGUUUAUCCACGAGUCCCGACUCAAAGGAGAGGGCUGCCUUGUCCACUGUGUUGCAGGAGUGUCCCGCAGUGUGACUCUGGUGGUGGCUUACAUCAUGACCGUGACGGGCCGCGGCUGGGUGGAGGCUCUGGCGGCGGUGAGGGUGGCUCGGCCGUGUGCAGGGCCAAACCUGGGCUUCCUGCGUCAGCUGGAGGAGUUUGAAAACACAGAACUGACAGAAUAUCGAGCCUGGUGGAAGGACCGAUACGGGAAGAACUCGUUCAACGAUGAUGAGGAGAUGGAAACCCUUUUAACCCAGAAAUCUAACAGCAAUUACACAACAACCAGGAUCCCUCCUGCACUGGGCACAAGUGGCACCUGAAAAAAAAUGUCUUCUCAGUGUCGUUUUGCCCUGAACUCGAGCAGCCGAAGGACUGUGGGCUUCUCCUUGGACCAUUAAACCCACUAAGACCAGACCAGCUGUUUGAAAAAACUCCUGCCUUCAUCAGCGAUCCUGCAGAGAAAUGCCUCAGCAGGAACAAUUUCUGUAUCGAUAUAUGUUGAAUCUCAUGUUUGCAGAAUUGCUACCUAGUCAUGGGAUGGGGGGAUUUUUAUGUCAUUCUCUCACUCCCCCUUGUCAUGACAUGUCCUCAACACUAACUGUCAAAACAACAUGCAAGGGCAGUCAAGCAUGACACCAAGAAAAUAUGUACAUGCAGUCCACAGUGUGAACACACAUUUAGCAGUGUGCGCUCCCCCUGUCAGUUAUGUUAUGCUGUGUCUUCUACUAUAUGAGUAUUACUUUCUAUAACAGUGUGGAGCUAAAAAACACUGUCUCUUCCAGUAAAACAGUAUCAGAAGCAAUAUUUAUUUAUUCACGCUGUUUUAUUCCUUAAUUACAUUUUUAGUUAAUUACAUAUCCAUAAACCUGAGACUUAAUUUGUCAAGUGAAUAUUUAUUUAUGUACUUGGUUCCCAACCUAGGGCCCCACAAAGGAUUGGAAAGGCAGAAAAUAAGCACGUUUUUUUAAUGUUUCUUAAUUUUAGGCAUUUCAUAAAACAUUCAAAUGAAAGAAGGUCUUUGGCUGAAAUGGUCACAAGUGGGAGAAAAAGUAUUUAGAUCCUUUCCUCAAUUAAAAGUAGCAAUGCCAGAAUGUAGGAAAUACUCUAGUAAUGCAAACACAUUUAAAAUCUUGAUGCAUUUGUGUAUAGGCAGAAUUUUAAUAUUGCUAUUGGUUCUAACUGCUUUAUAUACUACUGCGUAGUUGAAUCAAUAAGAAUUAAUAAUAUUUUAUAAGCUGAUCUAAAGAAGUUACUUUAGCUAUUAAAUCAAUGAUGUGCAGAUACUGAAGAGUAUCUGACCAUUUAUAGUUCAUAAAUGUUCAUAUUUUUACUAAUAACGUUUAUUGGGAUUGUUCUUAUGUUAGGAUUAUUGUUAUCGUCAUUUUAUAAAUUGUGGUUUGUUUUCGAUCAAGUUCUCUGCUUAAUGUUGUUUUAAUCUUGUUUUUGUGAAGCCAUUUAGGCUAUAUCUCCGCAUGAAAUGUACUACACACAUACAGUUACUAUUUAAGUAAGUACAAACUUAAGUAAAUGUAUUUAUAGUUACAUCCCAGGACUGCAACUGAUGACAGAAGUCAGACAUUGCUUUAUUUAAUUCUACAGUACUUAAAUAAAUACAUAAUAAAUACAGUUACUACUACAUGUACAACCUUAAAACUUGAGUAAAUGUAUUUAUAGUUUCUUUAUUUAACUCUUCUUUAAUACUACAGUAUUAAAGUAUAUCUUACACGUUUAUGUAUCAAUGAUCCAAUAAAAUAAUAAGGGUAUUCUGCAUAAUAAGUUACUUUUUAUACUUUAAGGCAAGACACUACAGCCCAAAACAUUGUGUUUUUGUGCACUGGGCAGUUGUGAGAUUUGGGGCUAUUUUGCUUCCAUAACAUGUCAAAAUACACUUUACCACUUUUUUCUCCAAAGGUUGGCAUUAGAUAAUGCCUCUUUUGCAUAUUUAAACAUAAAAUGUCAUUAAUCUUGUAGGCCUAUUACAAAAAAUACAUGUCUUUAUGUAAGUGAAGUUUCAAGCUGAUAUCCAUAAGUUUAUCCACAUUUUUAGCCUAUUCACCUGUAGUGUCUCUUUUUAAUUUUAAAAUACAUAUGUUUAAAGGCCAUUUCCUCAAAGUUAAAUAGUUUUCUCAUACUCUGAGCCACUACAGUUGCACUUUUCAGCUUUAUCCCUCUUCUGAAGGUUCUUGCACAUAAUUAUUCAUUGACUAAUUUAUUGCUAUAGGCCUAACCUAUUUUCCUAAAAACAUGGCAAAAAUUGAUUUUACUAUGGCUGUUGAGGUUAUUUUCUGGUUUAUGGACUGAUUAAAAGAGAUUUUGACAACAUUUGACUCUAAUAUGUUAACCAAAUGAAUCAAAACUUUAUCCAGUGUUCCGAUUUCUGUUCGGGAAAUAUAUGCAAAUCCCAGCACAGACCAGACAGACUGUACUUACACAAUGCAAAUCUGCAUAUUUAAACAUACAAUUUCUUACUUGUAACAAAUAAAUAUUGUCUUAAUGUAAGUAAUCAACUGGAGAAGUUUCAUGGUGACCUGUAGUGUCUGGCCUAUAGGCUCCAUUUGUUGCUGAUAAUUGUUACACUUAAGUACAGUUCCACUCAAGUAAAUUGCUGGUAGCCUAAUUACUUGGACUUAAAUCUACAUUUUAUACUUCUACUUCACUACUUUUUAGUGAGAAAUAGUCCUAUUGUGCUUUGUGUUCCUCUACAUUCACAUGAAAUCUAGUUAAAAAUGACUUAUGCUGCUACACAAUAUUGUAUUAAAUAUUUAAAAUUAACAUUAUUUCUUAUAGGUGAAUACAUCAGUGAUGAUAACCACAUAUUGUAUUAUAGGCUAUACAUUCUUUAUUA